GUGCACCCUGGGAAAUGGAGUCCGGGGGCGGGGCGUCGCCUUCCGGCGGCAUGGCGCGAAACGGCGGCGGCGGGCGUGGCUGGGCGAUGGCGGCGCAGGGGCGCGGGCGGGCGCUGGACGAGGCGGUGGGGCGCUGGGUGGUGCUCUUCUACUGCCACCGCGCCGUCCGGGCCUUCCGCGCGGGGGACAGCCGCGACUUCCGCCAGCUGCGGGACAUCCUCAACGCUGUCCUCGUGCGGCCCUUGGCUCUGGAACAACACAUCCACCUUCAGCUGCGGAUUGUCCAGCUUCUCUCCCGACUUGAAGAGAACUGGAUUACCGAUUCAGAGGCUGAGCAGGCACCUUUUGAAAGUGCCCUUGCCUUUCUGGAGACCCUGAAGUCGGAGCACCAGCUGAACGAGGCAGUCUUAAAGAACCUGACAAGCAAAAUACAGGAAACAGCUGUCAUUGCCUGCGUGAAGAACCAGGAGUUUGAAAAAGCCAGCCAGCUUCUGAAGACACAGAUGUCGCAGGACCCAGACACCCAGGACACCAGAUUGGCCUUGGAGACCAUCGUCCAGGAGAGGAACUUCUCUCAUUCGAUCAUCUUGAACUUCUCCUUCAGGGGCUUCCAGCAACAAGUUCUUGCAUACUUGGAAGACUACCUGGAUGACUCUGAGCCCUUCCUCCUUCAGAUGGCACAACAGAACUUGGCGGCUGUGCAGGCACCCAGGCUCAGUCUCUCAGGAACAUCCAGCAAGGGGAGUGUGGCUGCAGAGCAGAUGGUAACAGCAGAGACUCCUGGAGCGUCCCGAGGGUCUCCCCUGACCUCAGGCAGGUGCGCCCCCAGGAGGCCAGCGUUCCACAACCUGUCUGAUCUGAGAGCGGCAUUCAAGGCCCUCUAUGGCUCUGCAGGCGCAGAUGCUGCUUUUUCCAGACUGGAUGAGACAGACUGGAUUUGCCCAACGCAGAUUUCGCUGCCCCACCAAGUGACGCAUCGGAGGAAAGAGAAGUCUGCCCCUGGGUCGCCUUCCUCCGUUCAGAAGAGGAAAUGCCUGGUGACCGUCAGCAGCCUGGUCAAGGGGUUUGAGACUGCCUGCUCGUGUGGCUUGUGUGCCCAGGUGGACGUGACGCAGGAGCCACUGGCGGCUCCGGCUGCCCAGCCUGCAGAGCCUGCAGAGCCUGAAACACCCAGCCGGCCACGUGGUUCCUGGUUUCCAAGGCAGACCGAGUCCAGCGCCAACCCCGAGCAAGAAGAGAAGGACACCUGGAGUGAGGAGGACGAGCUCUUCGACUGUGCGUCUUCUGGGGGAGACAGCUCCAUGACUUCGUCCACGUUUGGAACAAAAAAACAGAAGUGGACCGAAGAAGAGACAGAGUGGAUCAGGGCUGGUGUGAAGAAGUACGGCGAAGGGAACUGGAAAGCGAUUUCCCAGGCUUAUAACUUCAAGAAACGCACUCCAGUUAUGAUCAAGGACCGCUGGCGGACCAUGAAGAAACUGGGUCUCACCUGAACUCAGGGCUGCUGCGAUCAGCACGCGUGCUUGUGUUUGUGUGUGUGCGCAAGGGGUGGAUCAGCAAGGCUGCUUCUGGGAGGCCACGCCCUUGGGCUGAUGAGCUGGCAGCUGAACGGCCCUGCAGGCGCACCUGGGCCUUUGGUCUCUGGUCCUGGAAACAGCGCCUUCUCCUCUGCGCGCCGCAGGCCACGGUUGGGUCUCCGUUUCCAGUUGAAUGACAGUUUUUUUUGGUCAGGACUAUUUGGUUUCUACUUUGUGGUGAACUUCAGCAGGACUCCAACGUUUAAAAGUUGAAAAGAAAGACAUUUGGAGAAUUGUUAUUUAAUAUUGUACAUUUUGAAAAAUAAAGUUCUAUUUUCUGA
This is a messenger RNA of Sphaerodactylus townsendi, 1858 nucleotides long. RefSeq names its product telomeric repeat binding factor 2 (gene TERF2). Bases 15 to 1493 code for a protein of 492 amino acids. Gene Ontology annotation, cellular component: nucleus; shelterin complex; chromosome, telomeric region. The transcript is spliced from 10 exons. Gene Ontology annotation, molecular function: telomerase activity; protein homodimerization activity; double-stranded telomeric DNA binding. Gene Ontology annotation, biological process: regulation of telomere maintenance via telomerase; negative regulation of telomeric D-loop disassembly; protein localization to chromosome, telomeric region. Lineage: Eukaryota; Metazoa; Chordata; Lepidosauria; Squamata; Sphaerodactylidae. The record is from RefSeq and is a predicted model, not a curated record.